Messenger RNA from Staurois parvus, 384 nucleotides. The record is from the annotation of a GenBank genome assembly. NCBI's taxonomy places the organism in Eukaryota, Metazoa, Chordata, Amphibia, Anura, Ranidae.
UUAUCAGUGUGCCCUGAUGAUCAGUGUAGCCCCAGCAGUGCCACCUGCCAGUGUCCAUCAGUGCCUUAUGUCAGUGCCUUGUGCCAGUGUCCAUCAAUGCCACAUAUCAGUGCCCAUCUGAGCUGCCUUUCAGUGUCACCCAUCAGUGCCAGUCAGUGCCACCUAUCAAUGCCAAUCAGUACCACCAGCAUCAGUGCUGCCUAUCAGCCUAUCAGUGUGUGCAUCAGUGAUGCCUAUCAAUGCCUAUCAGUGCCACCUACCAGUGCCUCCUCAUCAGUGCCCAUCAGUGCCACCUAUCAGUGCAGCCUAUCAGUGCCCAUCAGUGCAGCCUCAUUAGCGCACAUCAGUGAAGGAGAAAAAUCACUUAUUUACACAAUUUUAUAA